Messenger RNA from Salvia hispanica, 2686 nucleotides. The record is from RefSeq and is a predicted model, not a curated record. Lineage: Eukaryota; Viridiplantae; Streptophyta; Magnoliopsida; Lamiales; Lamiaceae.
UUAUUUUUCUAUUUUGGCAAGUAUACUGCAAUCCAAAUAGUUUCUUCAUUUUCAGAUCUUUUUCACUCUCCGUUACUAAAAACCCAACAAUCCACAUUCUUCAACCAAAUAUUUUCCUUGAUCAAUUCUUGUUUACCUACUCAUAUUUCUGCAAGAAAUGGCUUAUGCUGUUACCCAUUCACUUAUCCAAACAAUAAACCGAAUCCUGAAUCUCGAUAGUCAAAAGUUCCCUGUUUCUGAUGACGGAAAGGAACGAAUUCAACAACUCCUUGAUCAGAUCACACUGUUCAGACAGUUCCUCGGAAUGUAUCAAAAGGAAGCAGAGAUCUUUGAAAUAAAAAUCAGGGACGCCGCAAAUCAAGUAGAAGAUGCGCUGGAGCAUUUCAUGUACGAGCGCAUCCGGUCGCAGCUCAAGUCCGACAGGCAGGCCGCUGUCGGACGAACACUUACUCGUGCAGAAGAAAUUCUGCACGAUUUCCGUGAGCUGAAAAUAGUGAUGGAGGACAUAACCCCCAUCGCUGAGGAGAUUGCUGAGAUCAUGGAGCAGAAAGCGAAGGAGCACAGAGGCCGUCCAGCGAUGCAACUGGGGACCACGAGCUCGUCGUCCUCCCAGGUUGACACGCCCAGUUUUGAAACCGUCCCAGUUGGUCUCGAGGAGCGUGUGGAGGAAAUAAGAGGUCUGCUCUGCGGAGAUCCAGGGUCCCCACGCCACAUAAUCCCGAUCACGGGGAUGGGCGGUAUUGGGAAGACAACUCUAGCGAGAACUGUUUACGAGGAUUAUAAAGUUGUCGAAAACUUUCCUGUUCGCGCUUGGAUUGUUGUUUCCCAAAAUUAUAAAACAGAAAAUAUUUUUGAAGAUCUCUUAUUUAAAUUAAAGGGACAAGUCCCGAAGGAGCUUCUGAAAGAAAAUGAGACAACGGAACAACAUUUGCACCGGAUCACGUCGUUGAAGAAGUACCUGAUUGUGGUGGAUGAUCUAUGGAGUGAAAAGGCGUGGUACGACAUACACAAGGCAUUUGGCGACGCCAACAAGUGUGACGGGAGUCGGAUUGUGAUAACCACAAGGGAUGAGACUGUGGCAACAAAUGUCAGUCCUUCCGCUUCUCUUCACAAGAUGGAACUCAUGGAUGAUGACAAAAGUUGGACUCUGCUCAAGCAAAAGGUAUUUCCGGAAAAAGAUCUUGCACCUAAGAUGGAAAAGAUCGCGAAGCAAGUUGCAGACAGCUGCGGAGGAUUGCCCCUUGCAAUUGUGCUUAUUGCAGGUAUCUUAUCAAGUGCGGAAGAGAAUACAGAUAAAUGGGGGGAAAUUGAGGCAGAUGUAAAGUAUGCUGAUGAGAAGAAAAAUGAGUUUGGAAAGAGAAUCGCUUUGAGUUAUACAUAUUUACCUACUGAUUUGAGGCCAUGUUUCUUACACAUGGGUGCUUUUCCAGAAGAUCAUGAGAUCAGGACCUCGAAGCUUCUCAAGCAAUGGGUAGCUGAAGGAUUCGUUGGAGAUGAAAUGGAGGCUGAAGGGAAGUUGAAUAAUAUUGUGAAGAGAAAUAUGUCUUCGAACACGAUCUCCAAGUCCAAUGGAAAAAUCAAAAGCUGCAACAUACAUGAUAUGGUACGCGAAAUGGCCAAAUCACGGGCUCUAGAUGAGAACUACGAGCGGCGCCAGAGUAUUGGCCAUACAGAUUUAACGUCCGUUGCUAAAAAUUACGCCUCAACGCUGCGCUCUUGUUUGAGCUUCCAGCCUAGCGAGAGCUCUCUAAGUGGACUUCGAAAGUUCAAGUUGCUGAGGGUGCUGGAUGUGGUGGAUACCAAGGCAUACUCGCUCCCAGCUCCUGUGUUCGAGCUCUUUCAUUUGAGGUACCUUGCUUUCGGGUGUCCGAUGGAGGUUCCGUACGCCAUAUCAAGGCUUCAAAAUCUCCGUACUUUGAUUGUUCGUCCCACAAAGAGAUUGAGGAAACACACAAACGAUGAGGUGUAUCUUCCACUGGAGAUUUGGAUGUUGCCACUUCUGACGCAUCUCGUCUCCUUUUUCGAUCUUCUGCCAAAUCAAGAAGGAGCAGCUUCUACUCUGAAGGAGCUGCUCACACUGAAUGUGGUGAAGAAGCUGAUAUGUACAGAACAGAUGAUGGGAUUACUUUACAAUUUGAAGAAAUUGGCGAUCACUUAUUUUGGAGACAAAUACCCAAAUGAAGACUAUCAGCUCCACAAUCUUCUUCUCCUGACUCAACUUGAGAAGCUGACACUAGUUGUGAAGAAAGGCUCUCUUCUUGAAAAGAAAGCUAAGCCUGUUUUCCCGGAGUCGCUGAAGAAGUUAACCUUGAGCGGCUGGCGAUUCCCUUGGGAAUAUAUGGAGGCUAUAGCUGCUCUGCCUAAGCUUCAAGUGCUCAAACUGAGGGGUCAUGCCUUUGAAGGCGGUGCGUGGAGCACCAUAGACGAAAGCAAUUCAGAGGACGUUGAGAUGUUUGUUGCACUGGAAUAUUUGCUAAUUGAUAAAUCAGAUUUAAAGUUGUGGGAUACUGAAAAAAGCCACUUCCCAGCACUGAAGCGCCUAUUGCUCAAUCGUUGCGAUGAGCUCAAGUAUAUACCGGAAGAAAUUGGGUUCAUAUUGCCACUUAAACUGAUUGAGAUUGGGGUCUCGCUACAGAAUGCUGAUGAUAGGGCUGAAGCUUUAACCAAACCACACAGUCCCUGUUAG